Messenger RNA from Naegleria gruberi, 1384 nucleotides. RefSeq lists its product as uncharacterized. The record is from RefSeq and is a predicted model, not a curated record. The transcript has a single exon. The coding region runs from base 484 to 1344 and encodes 286 amino acids. Lineage: Eukaryota; Heterolobosea; Eutetramitea; Acrasida; Naegleriidae.
CAAUCCCAAACUACACUACAAUAUGAAAACAAGCUUUUUUGCUAUUGUAUUGGCGAUGAUUUUGCUUUGUGUCAUGGUUCUAACCACACAUGCAACAACACUUACCACUCAACAUGUUGAGAUGGCAAACAACAUUCAAAAAUUUGAAUCUACAAAGAGAAAGAUGGAUGAUACAUGUACAUGUGUUGAUUGUAGGAGUCAUGAAUUUGUUAAUGGUGUAUUUGUGAAAGCUGUUUCUUGUUCAGAUAGUAAAUCCCCAGUAAUUGGUUCCAUCAAAAUGGAAAUAGAUGGUUUUCUUUUUGAUGAAACCUUUUCGUAUUACAUUAUUGAUAAUGUUGAUGACUUGUUCAUGUUCAAGGCAGGCAAACAGUUUGCCUAUGACAUUAUCAAAAGUAGACCAAUAGUCAAAACUGUUCUCAAGAUACAACAAUUUCAAGAUAUGAUAAUACACACACUGUUUAUGUUGUUGCAAAAGCUAACGACAUGGACUUUGCUGUUUUGUUACAUGAAAUAGAGGGUUAUUGCACAUCAAGGGCCGCCAAUGAUGUAGCCUAUGAUCUCUCUGAACCAAAUCCUAAAUAUUACUAUGGGACUAGUGUCAGAGUAGAUAUUACAUUUGUUAAUCUACAAUAUUCAACUGUAGAUUUCUACCUUCAAGGUACAAUUAGUGUUCAAAAUGCCAAAACACCACAACCAACAGCUGUUGUAAGGGAUGGAGUUGGUAGACUUAUUGUGAAUCUCAAUGAAGAAGAAUUUACUAAUGGUAAUGAACUUUUACUUGAAUUCACACCACGUAGUUUCUUCAAUGAUCAAAAGAUUAGAAACAUUCGAAUCAAAAUUCCUGUUGUUAAAAAGGCAUCUAAGGGAGAAUUACUUAUUCACAAUAAUCAAUUGAUUUAUUCUGGCAAAGAAUUCACAUUGUAUUUCAAAUUAUUUGAUAGUGAUAACAAACCAACACCAGUUAUUGAUAUUCCACUCCUUUCCAUUUCAUCUGCAAAUCCUAACGACAAGUUAUAUUGUCAAUUGACAAACUAUAUUAACGGUUAUGGUUUUGCAACAUGUGCUAAUAUUGAUACAAGUGGUCAACAUUCACUUGUUUUAAAGUAUAAUAAUGUGGUAUUGGACGAAUAUGAAAUUACUGUAGAAGAGAAUCCAUAUCAAUUUGUCAAUGAAGCCAUUGUCUUGCUAUUGGUCAUUUUGGUUAUUGUCUCAUUGUUGAUUCUCUGUGUUGGAAUAGUUUCUUUCGUAUUCUUCUAUAAGAAACUUAAUAAGCAAAAUGGAAUGAAUACAAGACCUGGUCGUGUGAAUAGAGAAGAAGAUGCUGAAGAAUUGGAUAAUUUGUAAACUCUAUUCUCAAAUGUGUUUUAAUAAAUUUAUUUUCUGU